AUGGAAGGCCACAGCCUGAGUCUUGGCACGACAGCACCAGCAUGCACCGCUCUCCACUCCUCUCUUGCGCACUCCCAUGCCCUCUCCCACGCCCCCUGUGCUGGUGGCGGUGCUGGUGGCGGUGCUGGUGGUGGUGCUGGUGGUUGUGCUGGUGGUGGUGCUGGUGGUGGUGCUGCUGCUGUAGCUGGCACUUCCUCCCCCCUCACUGCCUCACCGCCUGCUGCUCCCACUGCUGGUGCCCCUUUCACCGCCUCGAGCAGGCAGCGCCAUCGCGAGAAGAGCCAGGUGGACGGGGAGGGGGUGUGUGCUUGUGGGCUGGGUGAGGAAAGGCCUGAAGUGGAUGGGGAGAAUGUGGAGCAGAGAACUAUCGAAGGUGGACAGGUGGGCUGA
Closterium sp. Naga37s-1 is the source of this 390-nucleotide messenger RNA. The record is from the annotation of a GenBank genome assembly. Lineage: Eukaryota; Viridiplantae; Streptophyta; Zygnematophyceae; Desmidiales; Closteriaceae.